AUGCCUCGCCAGCUGGAUAUUGCAAAGAACUGGAUUAAUUAUCAGCGCACAGCUCGGCAGCUCACCUGCGACUUCUGCCAGCAAGACAUAAAGCCACCAACCAAGGCUGGCUUUGAGCAGCAUGUGCGCGAAGAUCCUGAAAACCAUCCUAAAGAGGAGAAGGAUAUCUUGGAUGCUCUAGAGAAGAUGAAGCUUGCGUCUUCCAGAGUACAACCUCAGUUUUCAGACGUUGAUCAAGCCAAGAGGUCCAAGAAGAGACCUGGUGGAACUGGUGCCCACGAUUUAUCAGAAGACCAGCAGAACCUUGAUAAUGUAAAUUCACAUGAUAGAGAAGGUUCUGAUAAUGAAAGGGACAGUAAGAAAAGGCGAUCACCUAGUAACUCGCCAACACCACGAGUUUCACAGAGACACAGGCGUAGGCAGCAAGCCGAAAAUGACAAGGAGUUUGAUCGGGGGACCAAGGGUCUCAGCAGUCGACAGCUUUGGAGUCCGGGUAGUGCUGCCUUGAAGCCCGCUCAAGAAAAAAUACAACAGUCUAGCCAAUGGUCAAAGCAACAACCUGUCAGCAAAGCGGAGGAACCAGAAUCAGAACCAAGCCCAAACGCAGAAGCAGAGCCGGACGAAUCAUACACAGAAGAUCCUUCGGUAUCGCAAAUGAUUCGUCAGCCAGAGACUCGACCAAUCUCACAAGAGCAGCUCGUUGCUGAAGUCAAGGGUAUAUAUGCUGGGCUUGUCAUGGUCGAAAGCAAGUGCAUUGAAGUGGAUAACGCCCAAUCAGCCAAUAAAGACUCGCCGCAGCCGCUUAACAAUGAGCAAUGGCAAGCACUUAUCGCCCUGCAUCGCACACUGCUUCACGAACAUCACGACUUUUUCCUCGCUAGCCAACAUCCUUCCGCUAGCCCGGCGCUGCGACGACUAGCUUCCAAGUACGCGAUGCCAGCUCGCAUGUGGCGGCAUGGAAUCCACUCAUUCCUCGAGCUCCUAAGGCAUAGACUGCCGCAGUCUCUGGAGCAUAUGCUUACUUUCAUCUACAUCGCUUACAGUAUGAUGGCCCUCCUGUAUGAGACUGUGCCUGCCUUUGAAGACACAUGGAUUGAAUGCCUUGGAGAUCUGGGAAGAUAUCGCAUGGCCAUCGAAGACGAUGAUAUCAGAGACCGGGAAACAUGGACAGCAGUAUCUCGAUAUUGGUACUCCAAGGCCUCGGAUAAACUACCGACUACAGGGCGUCUCUACCAUCACCUAGCUAUCCUCGCUCGCCCCAACGCGCUGCAGCAAACUUACUACUACACGAAAUCCCUUUGCGUCCCUAUCCCGUUCUUGAGUGCCAGGGAGAGCGUCAUGACUUUAUUCGACCCUGUGCUAAGCUCAAGCCCGCCUCGAUUGGAGCUAAUUGAUCUUGCCUUUGUACGAAUUCUGGCUAUAUUUUUCUCUGGCAAGGAAAAGCACGAAUUAUCACCCGCAGCUGAGCAAUUUUUAACUCUGCUUGAUGGCCAUAUUGCUCGGACAACAAAAAGCUGGCUGGAGGCUGGAUAUUAUAUGGGCAUUUCAUUAACAUGCUCUCUCUUUGGAUUCGGCAGUGAUUCCAACGUCCUGAAAAACGCCAUUACUCCUAAACGAUCUGAUGAUAUGGAAACAGCAGGUGAAUCGAUUACUCCGGAAGCAAUCCCGACAAAUGUCUUCCAUCAAUCGCUCUCAUUUGCUGUGCAAACUCUUGAGAUAGUAAUUCGGCGGUGGGGAGAUAUGAAUAUACUACCCUUUCUGCAUACACAGAUGGUGUUUCUCCAUCAUUUAUCUAAAUUCCCUUCUGCUAUAAAGUUCAUCGAGGAUAAGUACCCUUGGAAACUUAUCGCAACGAUGCUGAACUACUUAAAACAAUCAUGCAAAUUCGAGCCUCGCAUGGACAGCGAGGUAUUCCCUGGGGCAGAAAACCAGGAUCACUAUCGGCCACUGCCAGAAGAUUACGCUAUGCGAGGAUUAAUAUAUACGGAGGAAUACUUCCCACUAAAAUGGUUCGCAGGUGAAGCCGUUGAGGAGGAUGAGAAAUACUUUGAACAGGCUUCAAUGGUAGAUUCAAGGAAGGAAAGGAUAUUGUGGAUUGGGAAGCAGAUAUCCUCUCUAAACAAAUGGCUACUCUGGGAUGGAGAGAGUGCCAAGUUCACUGUACCAGAGGAGUUUGAUAUUGAUUUCACUGCCAGAUCACCAGCAAUUGGUGCCAAGGAGAUAGUGGACCUAGGGGCUGGUUCACACAGCCCAGAUGCUUCUCAUCAUGCAGAUUGA
Molecule: messenger RNA, 2277 nt
Organism: Trichoderma gamsii
Lineage: Eukaryota; Fungi; Ascomycota; Sordariomycetes; Hypocreales; Hypocreaceae
Exons: 2
Coding region: 1-2277 (758 amino acids)
Biological process (GO): nuclear-transcribed mRNA catabolic process, nonsense-mediated decay
Cellular component (GO): telomerase holoenzyme complex
Molecular function (GO): telomerase RNA binding; telomeric repeat DNA binding; protein binding
Source: RefSeq, a predicted model, not a curated record